AUGGCGAGAUCUAAUCCCACCACUCCUGAAGAGCCUUUCCAAAAGCCAUCAUGUACAAUGAGUGCUAACCUAAGAAGAAAACUAAAACAUUACUAUGAUAAUUACAAUCCAGAUGUUGACUUCUUUGGUUUGAAUGAUAUUUUAGUUCCUAUAGAAACAUAUGUGGUUACCAAUCAUCCAAACGAAAAUGGCGGUGCACUUACCAAUCAAUCCAAUGAAACUAUUGAUAAACAAGAAGCUGUUUCCAGUUCCAUUAGGUUUGAUAAUAUCCUUCUGGGACUUAUUUCUUUCCCAGCAAAAUCCCUCCCUGAAGAUGCAACCACAAUGGAGAAUAUGUUCUCAACUAAAUAGGAUAUGGGUUU
This is a messenger RNA of Spathaspora passalidarum NRRL Y-27907, 362 nucleotides long. RefSeq lists its product as uncharacterized. The transcript has a single exon. The coding region runs from base 1 to 351 and encodes 116 amino acids. The record is from RefSeq and is a predicted model, not a curated record. Lineage: Eukaryota; Fungi; Ascomycota; Pichiomycetes; Serinales; Debaryomycetaceae.